Molecule: messenger RNA, 1797 nt
Organism: Entamoeba invadens IP1
Lineage: Eukaryota; Evosea; Mastigamoebida; Endamoebidae
Exons: 1
Coding region: 1-1797 (598 amino acids)
Source: RefSeq, a predicted model, not a curated record
AUGACCUCUAUUCGUCACAUAUAUGGUCUUGAAAAAAUUACAUCAAUUUGUGAUUACUGUUUUAAAAACUACAAUUUCCUUGAAGAAAUAGUUUUAAGUGAUGAUGUUAAAAUUGAAUUUGGAUGUUUUGAAGGGUGCACGUCUCUAACAAAACUCAAAAUACCCAAUGUGGAUAUGAAAGUUACUUUCACACCAAGUCUUGAUGAAACGCCAAUUUUAGAUAAAUUUGGGUAUACUUAUUCGAGUGUACUUUUUCUUUUUGAUGGAAAUGAUGAACUUCAAAAAUUUGAGACAAUUGCAAAGUGUAAAUAUUUAGUUGAAAUUAAACGUCGUAUUAUCAAAGAUGAUGUUGUUAAAAGUAUUACAAUACCAUCAAAUGUCACUAAAAUUCACAAAAACUUUUUCCAUGGCAAAUGCUACGAUAAAAUAGAUUUGGGGCGUGUCCGUGAAGUCGGUAACAAUUUGUUUGAUCCAAGUGUUAUAGCUGUAACAAUUCCAACAACACUCACAAAAAUAGGUAGAAACAUUUUUUAUAAAUGUACUGCACUUAAAAGUGUGGAUUUGUGUGGCAAAAAGAUAUUUUCGGGUUUUGUAAGUAUCGAUGAAAUGCGCCAUUUAAAAAAGUUGAAAAUAGUUUGUGACAACAUAUUUAUCAAAUAUGACCAACUUUUUAUUUAUAAAUACCUUCAAAACGUCCAUUUGACACUCGACAAAUCAGAUGACACAACAGCGCUUUCUAUUUUAGAAAUACCAGAAAAUGUAAAUACAAUUUCGUGUCGGUGUUUUCAACACUACCAAAAUUUAAAAGAGGUCAUAUUGCCAACAACUUUAACAUCAAUUGAAGAUAAUGCUUUUGAGUGGUGUGUUUCUCUCGAUACAAUUAAUUUUCCAGAGAGUCUUGUCCAUAUUGGGAAAUGUGCAUUUCAAUGUUGUGCACUGACUCACGUUUUUAUACCAAAAAGUGUGGCACAUGUGAAAGAUAGCGCUUUUCGAAAUUGUUCCCAACUAAUAAGUGCAACAUUCCCAGAUACUCUUUUUGAGUAUGAAGCCGUAUUUGGGUGGUGCCAGUCACUGACUUCAUUUGAUGUUUUAAAAACAAGUAAAAACAGAAUUAAAUUGAAUAAGACUUUUCAAGGAUGUUAUUACCUCAAAGAAAUUGACAUCCCAAAUAAUGUCACAUCAAUUGAAAAUUAUUCAUUCUUUAAAUGUCUGUCACUCACCAAAAUUUCAAUUGGAAAACGUGUCGAAAGAAUUGGAGAGAGUUGCUUUGGAAAGUGUGAAAGUUUGGAAGAUAUACAAAUACCAUUAUCAGUCACUUUCAUUGAUAAUUAUGCUUUCAAAGAAUGCUCAAAACUUCAAAAAGUGAUAUUCGCGAAAAAACUUAAUAACAUUUCACCAACUGCUUUUGAGAAUUGUAAUUUUUUGAGUCAGUUUAUUGUCAACAAUGUGGUGCUUGUUGAAAAUGAUAUGCCAGUUUCUUAUGACACUCAUCAAAUAUUAAAGAAAAAUUGUGUUGGAUGCAAGAACGUAGUUUUUAUGGGAAGUGACAUUAAAAAACAUUUGAAAAUUACAGAAGAGCAUAAAAAUAGAAUCGGGGAAGUGCCAAAUGAUGUAGUUCAACUGGAUGAAAACUGUUUUAGAAAUUACAAAGACUUUGAUUAUAUUAAAGUACCAAAAAGUGUCAGAAGAAUCAAAGAAUUUUGUUUCUAUCAUUCUGUUGCUAAAGAAAAUGUUUUAUUUGAAGACAUUAAAAAUUGUAAAAUCGAUGAGUUGGCGUACGGACUUAAAUUUAAUUAA